GGGGGGGGAAGGGAUCCCGGGGGGGGGGGGGCAGCACCCCCGGGACGGCCGGUGGGGUCCCCGCCGUGUGCCGCGGGGAGGUCAGUGCGGGGCAGGGCGCGGGGGGCCGCGGGGCGCACGUGUGGCUCCGGCGAGGCUCCGGCCCCCCGCGGCCAUGCAGCGGAUCCGCGAACGGACCAAGCUGCUGCUGCUGGAGAUCGACACGGUGGCGUGUUGCAGCCCCCCCCGGCACCGCGAUGGCAGCGGGGUGCGGGCCCGCGCCCCCAUGGACCUACCGCCGCAUCGCCGGGGAGUACGCGUACCUGGAGCAGCGCUUCGUGGCCGAGCUGGCCCCCCCCUGGCCCCCCGCUCGCCCCUAUCACCUCCAGGACUUCGCCUCCCGGCCCCCCCCCGGCUGUGAGACCCGGCCCCGGGCACCCCCUACCCGCUGUCCCCCCGACGGGUCACGGGGCUGGCCCCCACCGUGCGCACCCCGUGCCCCGGUGCCGGGGGCCAGGCCGGGCCCCCCCAGCUACGAGGCCCACAUGCAGCGGGUGCAGGCGGCCCACGCGCGCCGGGGGGGGCCCCCCCCCCUACAUCUCGCCCCCUGCUUACGACGCUCCUCACCGCACCCUGCAGCUCCGGCCCCCCCGGGCACCGCGCAGCCCCCCACGGCCACCGCGGAGCCGGGGGGCUGUGCCGGGGUGCUGGAGCCACACGCUGCCCCGGGCGGCCACUGAGGCCCGGCUCGGGCGCCCCCGCGGGACGCCGCCAUCCCCGGGGGGGGCCGGCACCCCCCGGCACAGCCAGACGCUGCCGCGGGCCGCGGGCAGCCGGGCCCGGGCCCCGGGGGGCAGCAGAGGGCGGCGGGAGACGGGGGGCCACGUCCUCAUCGACGCCACCCGCGUGGUGGUCCGGGCCCAGUACGUGCCCCCCCUCCAGCGGCAGCAGGUCCGGUACAUGGGGGGGUCCCCAGGGCCCGCCGCCCCCCCCCGGGCAGCCCUCCUGCAGCCCCCGGGGCUGUCACCCCCCCGGCUGCCCCCUCGCCGCCCCGGGAGCCCCCCCGCAGCCCCUGGCGCAGCCCGGGAGGGUGCGGGGGCCCCCGGGGCCGGUUCGCCCCGCGGCGGCCAGUGCUGUAUGCGCAGGCGCUGCGUGAGGCCGUGUCCCGCAUCCGGCGGCACACGGCGCCCGACUCUGACUCCGAGGCCGAAGGGGGCCCGGGGGGGUCCCGGUGGCGGCACUGCCGGGACCCCCAGGCCUACAGCAGCAGCAGCAGCAGCCUGGAGAGCACCGGGGCCCCCCCGGGCACCGCCAGCCCGCCCUGGGCCUGAGCGGCGGGGCUUGGCGGGGUGUGGCUCGAUGGGGCGGGGCUUAGCGGGGUGUGGCUCGAUGGGGCGGGGCUUGGGGCUGACCCCAAUAAAGGCUGCGGGAUCCCUA
This is a messenger RNA of Strigops habroptila (Kakapo), 1416 nucleotides long. It is a transcript of the gene DDN, whose product is annotated as dendrin. The record is from RefSeq and is a predicted model, not a curated record. NCBI's taxonomy places the organism in Eukaryota, Metazoa, Chordata, Aves, Psittaciformes, Psittacidae. Bases 237 to 719 code for a protein of 160 amino acids. The transcript is spliced from 2 exons.